Solanum dulcamara is the source of this 788-nucleotide messenger RNA. Its product is annotated as ATP synthase subunit beta, chloroplastic-like. The transcript is spliced from 2 exons. The record is from RefSeq and is a predicted model, not a curated record. Bases 1 to 519 code for a protein of 172 amino acids. Gene Ontology annotation, biological process: proton motive force-driven mitochondrial ATP synthesis. Gene Ontology annotation, cellular component: chloroplast thylakoid membrane. Lineage: Eukaryota; Viridiplantae; Streptophyta; Magnoliopsida; Solanales; Solanaceae.
AUGCCCUCAACAAGAAGCAAAUACGUCAACCAAGAGCUUCCGCGUAAUUUCCUUCGGAUUGAGCGGACAUCCGUACUAUCAAGAGGAUUGUAUGCCAAAGGUAUUUAUCCAAUAGUAGAUCCUUUAGAUUCAAUGUCAACCAUGCUUCAACCUCGGAUCGUUGGUGAGGAACAUUACAAAAUCGCCCAAAGAGUUAAGCAAACUUUACAACGUUACAAAGAACUUCAGGACGUUAUAGCUAUCCUUGGAUUGGACGAAUUAUCCAAAGAGGAUCGUUUACUCGUAGCAAGAGCGCGAAAAAUUGAGCGUUUCUUAUCACAACCCUUUUUCGUAGCAGAAGUAUUUACUGGUUCUCCAGGGAAAUAUGUUGGUCUAGCAGAAACAAUUCGAGGAUUUCAAUUGAUCCUUUCCGGAAAAUUAGAUGAUCUUUCUGAACAGGACUUUUAUUUGGUAGGUACUAUCGAUGAAGCUACCGCGAAGGCUAUAAACUUAGAAAUGGAGAGCGAUUUGAAGAAAUGACCUUAAAUCUUAGUGUACUGACCCCUAAUCGAAUUGUUUGGGAUUCAGAAGUGGAAGAAAUUAUUUUAUCUACUAGUAGUGGUCAAAUUGGCAUAUUACCAAAUCACGCCCCUAUUGCAACAGCUGUAGAUAUAGGGAUUUUGAGAAUACGCCUUAACAACCAAUGAUUAACGAUGGCUCUGAUGUGUGGUUUUGCUAGAAUAGGAAAUAAUGAGAUCACUGUUUUAGUAAAUGAUGCGGAGAAGGGUAGUGACAUUGAUCCACAAGAA